GGCUUGUUUUACAGGAAGGUAGGCGGGACUUCCUGUACAGUAGUGCAAGUAAUCCAACAUGGCGCUUACGUUGCUCGCCUGAGAGUGCAGUGGGAAGCGCUUUAAGUUCAGCUCGAUUUCAGUAGUAGAGUUCAUUAAAGCGGAUCAGGCUUUUAGAAAUGAAGGGGAAAGAGCAAUCGCCGAUGAAGAAGCGCUCCCGGGCGCUGGAUGAUAGCAGAGACCGAGGAGGAAGCCACCUGAGCAGCAAGAAGAGCGGAGCCCUGUCGGCGGUUAGCGGCAACACGGGUAACGGCUCUGCUUACAGCGGCUCUUCAUCCAGGAGGAGCUUACACAACGACAAAAGAGACCUGAGGGAUUCGGACGGACACAGCACAUCCAGUCGGACUAGCAGCGGCUACGACUACGGAGUUGUUUCCGGGAACAAGCCGCACGGUGGCGCUGACCUCGCCGCGGAAUCCUCCAGGCCGGGUUCACGCAGCGACCUAAGGCCUCCGUCAAACCCAGGAAGUGAGUACAAGACUUUGAAAAUCAGCGAGCUGGGCUCCCAGCUCAACGACGAGGAAAUAGAGGACGGCCUGUUCCACGAGUUCAGGAAGUUUGGGGACGUGAGCGUUAAAAUGACCCGAGAAAACGACGAGAGGGUCGCGUUUGUGAACUUCAGGCGACCCGAUGACGCCCGGGCUGCCAAACACGCCCGCGGGAAGCUGGUGCUGUACGAUCGGCCGCUGAAAAUAGAGACAGUCUACAUGAGCAGACGGAGGAGCCGCUCCCCUGUUGCUAAAGACGGCUUCCCCGCGGGACACAGACCCCUACACGCUCAGAAAGCUCUGUCUCCCUCAGGCAUGGGGUUCAGAGACUACCGGCUACAGCAGCUGGCUCUGGGCCGUCUGCCCCCUCCCCCUCUGCCGCCUCCUCACCUCAGAGACGUGGACAGAGACAGAGAUUUUCCCGUGUAUGAAGGCAGAAACAGACCGCCUUACAUUCCCGAGUGUUUCCGCGAUGAGGACAUGUUGAGCCCCGAGGACGACCAGAGGGCAAACAGGACUUUGUUUUUGGGCAAUUUGGACGUGACUGUGACGGAGAGUGACCUGAGAAGGGCGUUUGACAGGUUUGGAGUGAUUACAGAGGUGGACAUUAAGCGCACAGUGAGAGGCCAGAGCAACACCUAUGGAUUCAUCAAGUUUGAGAACCUUGACAUGGCUCAUCGGGCCAAAGUGGCCAUGGCUGGGAAAAUCCUGGGCCACAGCCCGAUUAAAAUAGGAUAUGGGAAACCUACGCCCUCGACCAGGCUGUGGGUGGGGGGGCUCGGGCCUUGGGUUCCACUUGCUGCACUUGCCAAAGAGUUUGACCGCUUCGGGACCAUCAGGACUAUAGACUACAGGAAAGGUGAUGCGUGGGCUUAUAUCCAGUAUGAGAGCCUGGAUGCUGCUCAGGCUGGGUAUACUCACAUGCGUGGCUUCCCUCUCGGUGGCCCCGACAGGAGACUCAGAGUGGACUUUGCAGAAGCAGAGACUCGCUACCAGCAGCAGUAUACGCAGCUUCCUCUCCCCCUGCCACACUAUGAAUUAGCCACCGAGCCAUAUUCACACCGCCUUUCUGAUCCAGUGAGAGCGAGAGAGCGGUCCCCUCCACUUCCUGCUCGCUUCAGAGACCGGGAUCUCUACCCUGCUGAAUAUUCUGGCCUCGGUGCACAUGAGAGGAUGCGAGGUUUUGACCCGGCAGACCGUCUGGACAGGCGCUGGUCACUAGAACGGGAGCGGGAGUUGCAAAGCAGAGAUUUGGCCCGCACAAAGAGACCUUUAGAUGAGGGUUGGCGGCUGGAGCACUCUCCUGACGGCAGUAACUUUGGUCUGCGGCGUCAUGGCAGCUCUCUGGACCGCAGCCCGGGAGGGAGCAGCCGAGAUGGGGGGCGCUACAGUGACCCCGAACGCUUGCCUCGCUCUGGCAGAACCUCCCCAGUCAAAGACAGGAAGAACAGCCUGGACGCUGGGUUUGUGGACAAAAAAAGGAGAACACGCAGCCCAUCAGAGCCACGCUCCGGCUCCGAAAAGGGGCGCAAACACAAAGUCAGUGACUCCUCCAAGAGCCCAGCGAAGAAGGAGGACCGCUCAGAACAUCUUUCCUCCUCUACAAACUCCUCCAAACCCGGUCAGCAGCCUGACCCAGAUGCUGAAAAACAGAAGCUGAGUCAGGUCUGGCAGGGCGUCCUCCUGCUGAAGAAUAGCAGCUUCCCCACCUCACUGCACCUGCUGGAAGGGGACAUGAAGGUGGCUGCCAGUCUGCUUGUGGGCGGCUCUAAAGGGGGCCAAGUUUCCCAACUGAAGAUCAGCCAGCGCCUGCGCCUGGACCAGCCGAAGUUGGACGAGGUCUCCCGUCGCAUCAAGGCCGCCGGCUCCAGCGGACACGCCAUCCUCCUCGCUUUGCCUUGGACAUCCGACGACAGCGGUGCCCAGGACGCCGUCAACUCCACCGAGAGACCCCUGAAGAACCUGGUGUCCUACCUGAAGCAGAAAGAGGCGGCAGGUAUCAUCAGCCUCCCCGCUGGGGGCGGCCGUGACAAGGACCACGGAGGAGUACUACACGCUUUUCCCCCAUGUGAGUUUUCCCAGCAGUUCUUGGAUGCCUCUGCCAAAGCCUUUGCCAAAUCAGAGGAUGACUACUUGGUAAUGGUUAUUAUCAGAGGAGCAUCAUUGAAAACCCCCCCCCCCCAAAAAAACCCCAACAACAACAUGUUUCAUGUCAGACUCAAAACUGUUAAACUGUGAGAUGUAAACACAGGGAGAAGAAGUGGUAUUAAAGCAGUGCAGGAGACAAACAGCAGGAUGCAGAUUUUAAGCUCUCUUACCUGCUUCUAUUUCAUCCUGGUGAAAGUUUAUAAAAUUAAAGUCAAACUGAAUUAUGUACAUUUUUAUAAGUUGAUGAAUUUGAUUGUUAAAUCAGGUGAAUUUUCCCUUCUACUAUUUAGAUAUUUAGAUUAAAUGCACAUUACCUGAAGGGUACUAUCCUAAGGUGAGUCCAGAGUGAACUACAGGUCUGUGAAUCAGUACUGUGUGUGUUGCCUUAUCGUUUAAAAAGAACAGGUCCUUUAUGUGCUUUUCACACAACUCCUGCCUACAACAAUGAGCUGAAGAUCCAGAAGAGAGCAUUUAGCCUCAUUUUUGGUAUUUGAAAUCAAACUUAUGUACACUGUUUUCUUUUUUUUCUUUUCUUCUCCUGAUUAAGGAAGUCCAUUUGCUUUAAAGCAUUAUCCGUUGGCCAGUAAUUGACCUACACCAGAUGUUCGUAUGUGUUUGGUUUUCUUUUUCUUUUUUUUCUUGUUUUUGUGACCAAGUAAAACAUUUUUUUGAAGACUUCCAAAUUCCAACUUUCAGUAAAUGAUCUUUAAGAUGUCAAAUUAUAGCAGAAAGAGCAGUUAAACAGACCAAAUCACUCCAUCACUCCUUCUGGAUAUUCAUGUGUAAAGUUAAGGUACACGAGAGCAUCAGGAGUUUCAAGUAUAAUUUACAUUACCAGUGCUUUUGUGUGUGUAUGUGUAUUUGCGUGUGUGUGUGUGUGUGUGUGUGUGUGUGUGUGUGUGUGUGUGUGUGUGUGUGUUGUGUGUGUGUGUGUGUGUGUGUGCGCGCGCCAUGUUUCUGAGUCAUGUUACUUUAUGACUAAGUGGAGGUUUGUCAUCGGUGCUUUCACAAUUUUCACCAAGCACUUGUACCAGCAGCAGCCGUUUGUGAGGGGAUGGACACAAGCAGCAAGCUCUGCGAGCUUUCAUUUCUCAAAGGCGUAUCAGGAUCCAACUACUGAUUGAUCUUUAAAUUAUUAUUAUUAUCCAUCUGAAAUUGUGAAAAAUGCUCCCUGAUUGACCAAAAGUCCAAAACCCGAGGACUAGAUUUUUUUCGUGUGUGUUUGAAAUUUUUUGCUUAUCGUUAUCUUUUAAUAUUUUAGUAACGAGCUAAAUCAACUCCCCCGCAGUCUCAAUGCAAAUUUUACAAGGCUAGUGUGUGUUGUCGGGCUCUUAUUUUGAAGUAUGGGGUUGCUUUUUGUGUCCUUCCCUUCUCCGUUGUGUGGUUUGUUUGUUUUUUUUUUAUCCACAGUUUGGUUGAGCAUUUAUUGUUUGAUCAGAUACCUCACUCAGUUUGUCAUGUUUUAACUCACUGAUUACAAUUACUACCCUAAGAAAGCAUAUUGUUUUUGUUUUGUUUU
This is a messenger RNA of Haplochromis burtoni (Burton's mouthbrooder), 4194 nucleotides long. RefSeq names its product RNA-binding protein 15-like. The coding region runs from base 159 to 2765 and encodes 868 amino acids. Lineage: Eukaryota; Metazoa; Chordata; Actinopteri; Cichliformes; Cichlidae. The record is from RefSeq and is a predicted model, not a curated record. The transcript has a single exon. Gene Ontology annotation, biological process: regulation of alternative mRNA splicing, via spliceosome. Gene Ontology annotation, molecular function: mRNA binding. Gene Ontology annotation, cellular component: nucleus.